Molecule: messenger RNA, 2047 nt
Organism: Panicum virgatum (switchgrass)
Lineage: Eukaryota; Viridiplantae; Streptophyta; Magnoliopsida; Poales; Poaceae
Exons: 1
Coding region: 74-1876 (600 amino acids)
Source: RefSeq, a predicted model, not a curated record
CUCACCGCGCGCCCAUUGCCUAAUAGACGAAUUAAAAGGAAAAAUCUCGUGAUUAAACCCUAGCCGCGACCCAAUGGCGGCGUGCCGGCGAGCCGCAUCCUCCAGCCUCGUCGGCCCACCGGGGGAAUUCCUCCGCGCCGCGGCCGCGAUCCCGGCGGCGUCCGCGCCCACGAAGCCGCCGCCGGCGAAGCGGCUCACGGAGAACUCGUCGCCCACGUUCGCCUCCUCGGGGGACCCCUGCCUCGACUUCUUCUUCCACGUCGUCCCCGGCACGCCGGCCGCGAGGGUCGCCUCCCUCCUCGCCGACGCGUGGGCCGCCGAGCCGAACACGGCGCUCCGCCUCGCGUGCAACCUCCUCGGCGUGCGCGGCACGGGCAAGUCCGACCGGAGGGGGUUCUACGCCGCCGCGCUCUGGAUGCACGAGUGCCACCCGGUCACGCUCGCCCUCAACGCGCCCGCCAUCGUGGAGUUCGGCUACCUCAAGGUCCUCCCCGAGAUCCUCCACCGCAUCGUCGGCGGCGCCGUCUCCGCCAAGAGGCCGGGGAAGAAGGUCGAGACCCGCCUCGUCGGCGCCGCCCAGGGGCUGCUCCGCCUGGACACCAACGAGUGCGCCGCCGCGUUCCAGGAGCUCGAACGGAAGGUCGAACGGAGGUGGCGCGCGGAGGCCGCGGCAAGAGCCGUCGAGAGGUACAGCGGUGACCCGAACUACCGGUUCCUGCACGACUGCACGGCGGACAUGUUCGCCGACCUCCUCGCCAGGGACUUGCGGAGCCUCGCCGACGGCAAGAUCUACGAGAUCUCCCUCGCCGGGAAAUGGUGCCCGUCGCUGAACUGCCGCUACGACCGCUCCACGCUCCUCAGCGAGGCCAUCGCGCGCCGCCUCUUCCCCAAGGGGUCGGCGCUCGAUCUCCCCGAGGACAUGGCGGACGUCCACUACGUCUACCAGGUCCGCAACCGCCUCCGCAAGGCGCUCGCGUCCCUGCGCCGCGCCCUCCAGCUCCCGGAGAUCUUCAUCACGGCUCAGGCGUGGGGGGACGUGGUGUACCCGCGCGUCGCCUCAAGGGCGAUGAGGAGAUACCGGGAGCUCUUCCUCAAGCACGACGCCGAGCACUUCGAGAAGUACCUCGAGGACGUCAAGGCCGGCAAGGCGACGAUCGCGGCGGGCGCCCUGCUCCCUCACGAGAUCCUCGCGUCCGUCGACGGCGACGGCGUCGCCGACCUGCAGUGGGAGCGCAUGGUCAGCGAUCUGCGGGCGCUCGGCAAGCUCAGCAACUGCGUCGCCAUCUGCGACGUGUCGGGGAGCAUGUCCGGCCUGCCCAUGGACGUCUGCGUCGCGCUCGGCCUCCUCGUCUCCGAGCUCAGCGACGAGCCGUGGCACCACCGGCUCAUCACCUUCAGCGCGAAGCCUGAGCUGCAUAAGAUAACUGGCACGACCCUCACGGAGAAGACAGCCUUCAUCCGUCAGAUGCACUGGAUGAUGAACACCGACUUCCAAGCAGUGUUCGACAAGCUCCUCGGCCUCGCGAAAACCUUCAAGCUGCCCCCGGAGCAGAUGGUGAGGAAGGUGUUCGUGUUCAGCGACAUGGAGUUCGACCAGGCGUCAUCGAGGCCGUGGGAGACAGACUACGAGGCGAUCACGAGGAAGUUCGAGGAGGCCGGGUAUGGCGCGGUGGUGCCGGAGAUAGUGUUCUGGAACCUGAGGGACUCCAUGUCCGUGCCUGUGACAGCGAGUCAGAAGGGGGUAGCUAUGGUGAGCGGCUUCUCCAAGAACUUUGUGAAGCUGUUCCUGGACAACGAUGGGGUAAUAUCACCGAGAGCUAUAAUGGAGAAGGCCAUCUCCGGGCCGGAGUACCGGAAGCUCGUUGUCUUUGACUGAUCGGCUGGAGGGUAAAUUAGGUUCGCUCUCUGCUUCAUACACAUGCUGUGUUUCUUCACUGAAAUCCGUAGUUUUUGUGUUUUGCAUUCCACUGAUUUUGGUGCCUCAGGUGCGAAAAACUAAGACGGUUUCGAAAUGCAUUUGAAAUCUUAUCAUUGUAAUUUAUUUAGA